AUGUUUUUAACAGAAAGUCAAAAACAUUACUACACAGCGAUGAAGAAACUUGGCAGAAAAAAGCCCCAGAAAGUCAUAAAGCGUCCCAGGAAUCAGUUCCUUGCAAUGUUUUAUGAUUUGUCCAAUUCACGACGCUUCGAGAUAGCCAUAUUCGUACUUAUCUUCUUGAAUAUGCUUACAAUGGGUAUAGAGCAUUAUGACCAGCCCCAUUCAAUUUUCUUCAUUUUGGAAGUCAGCAACGCUUUUUUCACUACAGUAUUUGGUUUAGAGGCCAUAGUAAAAAUUAUAGGUUUGCGAUAUCAUUACUUCACGGUGCCGUGGAAUGUGUUCGAUUUUCUUCUGGUGCUAGCUUCAAUUCUGGGCAUUGUGAUGGAAGAUAUCAUGAUAGAUUUGCCCAUAUCGCCCACGCUGCUCCGUGUGGUCAGAGUAUUUCGAAUAGGGAGAAUUUUAAGACUGAUUAAAGCCGCAAAAGGCAUAAGAAAGCUGCUUUUCGCUUUGGUAGUAUCUCUACCAGCUCUGUUCAAUAUCGGAGCGCUACUGGCACUGAUCACGUUCAUAUACGCCAUCAUUGGGAUGUCGGUUUUCGGGCACGUGAAGGAGCAGGGCGCUCUGGAUGACUUGGUCAACUUUCAAACCUUCGGGAGGAGUAUGCAAUUACUUUUUCGUCUUAUGACGUCAGCAGGCUGGAACGAUGUAUUGGCAUCAUUAAUGAUCCAACCCCCAGAAUGCGAACUUGGUGACGUCGGCCAUAUUAACGGCAACUGUGGCAGUCCCCUCCUCGCUAUCACUUACUUCACUUCUUUCAUCAUAAUCAGCUACAUGAUCGUUAUCAACAUGUACAUCGCUAUCAUCCUCGAGAACUUCAACCAGGCACACCAAGAGGAGGAAAUCGGAAUUGUUGAAGAUGAUCUUGAAAUGUUUUACAUUAGAUGGUCGAAGUACGAUCCACACGCGACACAGUUUAUUAGUUUUGCUCAACUAUCAGAUUUCAUUGCCUCACUAGAUCCACCGUUGGGUAUAUCAAAACCAAAUACAGUUGCUUUGGUUAGUUUCAAUCUUCCCAUAGCAAGAGGGAAUAAAAUCCAUUGUUUGGAUAUUCUACAUGCUUUGGUGAAACAUGUAUUAGGACAUGUUGAAGAAACUGAUACGUUUAGGCAGCUGCAAGAGCAAAUGGACAUAAAAUUUAAAAAGCAGUUCCCAACCAGAAAAGAGUUAGAAAUAGUAUCCUCGACUAGAAUAUGGAAAAGAGAAGAUAAGGCAGCAAGAACAGUCCAACGUGCUUGGAGAGAAUAUGUGAAGAGGAAAAACCGUAGUCCUUCAAACGAAGAGGAAAGCACGAAAUGGUCACCGGGUGGAGGUUGGGGAGGGCGACUGAGUGCCUUGCUUCACGUCCGGAGGAGUUCCCAUGCCUCAAGCCGCAAGUCUUCAAGAGCCUCUGACGCUUCUGACCUCAGCGAAUUAGGGGGAGCUUGGCUUAAUCUACCAUUACUACUACUACCAGGGGCGACCCCAGGAGAACAGGCGGCGAGUGGUACGGAGUCAGCACCGCCGCGGCGCCGCUCGGCGUACGGCCUGCCUUUAUUCCUGAGACACCAGGACGCAGUGGACGAAGACGGCGGCCCUAAACGCGCAGGAUCCCUUCGUCUAAGCUCAAGACGGAAUUCAGCGCGGCGUGCCACUACUCCGGCACGUGCUAGGACGCCUUCUCCACACGCCAACAGUGAAGUUAGCAUUCUUGUGACAGAAGCGUCACCAGACGCCGCCCCUCCCCCUGCAGCACCCCCCACCGUCGUACGAGUGCUAGUGCACCGAGAGAGCGAUGAACAACCCAGCUGA
Messenger RNA from Diatraea saccharalis (sugarcane borer), 1836 nucleotides. Lineage: Eukaryota; Metazoa; Arthropoda; Insecta; Lepidoptera; Crambidae. The record is from the annotation of a GenBank genome assembly.